Molecule: messenger RNA, 2443 nt
Organism: Amorphotheca resinae ATCC 22711
Lineage: Eukaryota; Fungi; Ascomycota; Leotiomycetes; Helotiales; Amorphothecaceae
Exons: 8
Coding region: 1-2328 (775 amino acids)
Biological process (GO): DNA-templated transcription; regulation of DNA-templated transcription
Cellular component (GO): nucleus
Molecular function (GO): zinc ion binding; DNA-binding transcription factor activity, RNA polymerase II-specific; transcription cis-regulatory region binding
Source: RefSeq, a predicted model, not a curated record
AUGAACGGACCGAUCGACCUUGAAUCAUUUCACCGGCCGGCCACUGUCUUUGAGCGGCCCGACAACUUGGCAAACCUUCGGUGCGCGGGCUCCGAGAUCGACACCAUCGGCCUGGACGCCCCGGACUUCCAAGCGACCUGCAAGAUAAUUGAGAGUGUGAGGACCCGCGAUAUGGAUGUUCGGCCCCACAGGCAUCAGCCUCUGGCUUCUCUCCCUCCCGCUGGGCCAUCAAUUCCGGGUCCCGCAGCCAAUGAUCGCCAUGGGAGACAAAAGCGCGUAGCUUGUAGAGAGUGCCGACAGGCAAAGGUUCGAUGUGACGGCUUAGCCAAUGGCUCCCGCACUUGUAUUCGCUGCAGCCGCUUGUCGUUGGAAUGUCAGGUGGAUCUGAGCUACAAGAGAGUCAACAAGAGGCUGAAAAUCAAUGAGCUGGCGGAGGAGAUGGAACGGCUUCGGUCGGCCGUGAACCAUCACCAGCCAGCCAAUAAUGCCACUCCUUCUGAAGCUCAUCAUGAUGGCUCUUUGGGCUCCCUCUCGCAAACCCAACAGCCUGCCUUGCCACAUGGGAACCCUCUCUCUCAGGACCCUCAACGGAGUCCACAGUCUGUGUUAUUCGAGGGCCGUAGAGCUCUUGAAGAUUCCCGAGGGAAUAGUGCCCAUGCCGAGAGUUCCCCUUCACAGGUUGCACUAAAUCAGCCAGAGAAUGUCUCGGUCCCAGGCCCAGUGCAAACUAUACAAUCAUUCUCUUUCUCCGCUUCUACUGCUCGGUCUCUUGAACACGUAGUCCUCAGCAAAGAACAGAUCGGUUAUCUCUUUCAACAAUUUUUCGAACAUUACCAUCCAUAUUUGGAUAUACUCGAUCCUUCCAUCUCCCCAGAUGAUUAUUACAGACGCUCACCUAUUCUAUUCUGGGCCAUUAUUAGUGUCGCUGUUCGACGGUAUGAACAAGACGCUACAUUACUUGCAACCCUCAAUCCAUGUGUUACGAGACUGAUGUGGAACACUAUUUCAACACCUCCACACUCUCGCUUUACUAUUCAGGCAGUGCUACUAUUGUGCACUUGGUCAUUUCCGACAAAUUCGAUGUCCACAGACAACUCUUUCAUCUUAAUCUCCAUCGCAAAAAGUGCUUCAAUGCAGUUAGGUCUGCACAGACCAGAAAUUGUCCAAGAUUUCAUGAGGGUAAGGAUUCAGUUUGAUCCCCAGGAAUUUCAAGAGGCUGUGAAGACCUGGGUAGGCUGUUAUAUCACUGCACAAAGUGUUACUACGACUAUAGGCCAACCGUCACUAGUUCCUAGAGACUGGACCAUCGAUCGUGCAUGUGAAUUAAACAACAAGUACACCAUACCCGAUAACCUCAGACAUCAUUUGCUUAUAUAUAAAUUCAUUGCGCGAGUGAAUGGGCUCCUGGCAGAGAACGACCGGUCACCCAAGGGCUAUUCCCUUGAUAGUGAGAGCUACGUUCUUAUGGAGAUGCUAGAACAAGAUUUUGUUGAUCUGGAAAGGCAGAUCAGUGACCAACUAACAGCAACGAAUCAGAUUCGUCUCACAAUGGCUUGUCUACAACUUCGAAUUUACUACUUCUUCAUGCCUUUGGCCGUAGAUAUCCGCAAGCAAGGUCUUCUCAAGGCAUAUACCACAGCAUUGACUUUAAUUUCGAGAGUCUCCGAUGCAGAUAUCAAGUGGGAUUUCAUAAAAUAUGCACCGAAUGGCAUCGUUCACGUAUUAACAGUAGCAGCGAUACUCCUGAUGAAGAUUAUCAGCUCCAGCUAUUCCAGAUAUGUAGAUGUCGAAAGUGGUAAGAGUGCGUUCAACUCCGUUUUAUCGAUGCAUCGAAGAGCCUCAGUAGAAGAUAAUGAUCUACGCGGACGGGCCGGCAAGAUACUGGCACAGCUUUGGAGCGUACACCAAUCUCUUGCCGUCAGGAGGGAGCAGGAGCCCACUUUGAAUAUCAAAACACGCUUGGGUGCCAGUGUUCUCCACGAUUCACUCUGGAUGUGGCGGGAGGAAUUCGGCGGUCAACGAGCCACAGCCACAGCCUCAGUCUCGUCUCAGCCCGUCCCUGCUCCUCCACCUGAUCAGAGGUUUCCAGGCCCAGAAGUAGCUCUCGAGGACUCUAGCUGUUUGGGCGUACGGAACCAUGAUCGACUCCACUCUCAAGCGGACCAGAACGGCCAAUCGAGUGCUGAUACAGCGAGUUUCAAUAACUAUAACAUGGCUGCAGACCUGCAGGACAUUGACUGGAUCUGGGACAUGGGUUUCCCAUCGCUUCUACCAAUUGACGUUGAUUCAUACGAAUCAAAUUCAUCGACGCUGCCACCGUCCACAUGAAGCCUGUGUGUGGUAAGUAGCAAUACAAUGGUGACGAAGAGUUCUCUCCCGGUGGAACUGUUAAUGAUGUAUUUAUCGUUUGGUAGGGUUGUAAAUUAUGGUAUCUAUUCUAGGC